AGAAGACGGCAAGCACAAUGGUCGCGGCAGCCCUGCGCAAAGUCUGCGAUGCACUGGAGCAGGUUUUCACCAAAUUCUCUAUGGACGCGUUCAAGGGCCUACGUGUUAAGCAGCUCCCGGCCGUUGUGCUUGUCGUUGCGUCCCCGACGUCCUCGGAGAUCGAGUGCCACGAAUGGGGAUGGAUGAGCGAUCGUCAGCUUAUGCCACACCUCGAGCACUUGGUGAAGAACGCGUACGUUGUGGGGCAGCUGCAGGCACCUGCACCGCAGGUCCGAGUCAUAGCUCGGAAACAGCAAGCGGACGACAUCCAGCGUCCCGAGGCGGAAUCCUACUUCGUAAACCCUAAGGAAUCUAGGGCGAUUGGCCUGGCAGAUGGUCCUAGAGCCUGCCCUGCAGAACACGUUCGGCACUGCGGCGCAGUACGUACCGCAUAUGUGCAAUAAGGGGGUCACCAAGGACCUGUCGGCCGGACAUAUUGCAAGCUGGGUGCCUUCAGAGUCUGGUGGCCCUUGCCCCUGCGGUGGCAGUUGUAUGGCCACACGUGUUGCCCUGGGUUUCCCAUGCAUCCCCUUGGUGAACGCACAGACCGUGGAUCUACGUAAGGAACUGUGCUUGCAGCUGAUUGCAUGGGCAGAGUCACAUGACGAGUGGUAUGCCGCCAAGGCUGCGAGCCACGAGGGAGGAACUGAUGCGGAGUUUUGA
This is a messenger RNA of Volvox carteri f. nagariensis, 702 nucleotides long. RefSeq lists its product as uncharacterized. The record is from RefSeq and is a predicted model, not a curated record. The transcript has 5 exons. Lineage: Eukaryota; Viridiplantae; Chlorophyta; Chlorophyceae; Chlamydomonadales; Volvocaceae. The coding region runs from base 18 to 443 and encodes 141 amino acids.